UCGACCGGUGCUUUUGUGCUUUGUUCCCUGUGGAUGUAUGCUUUGCGAGAGUUGACGCAGUCAACAAUUUUGACAGGUGUACAUUUCAAACUUGCGCAACGUGAGACUUUGCUUCAAUGAAAUUGGGGGUCAUUUAUUGUUUCGUAAUUCCGUUCGCACAAAGGCAUACUGAAACAAAAGAGACGGUGUGAAAACCCUCGUGUUUUGUUUUGGAGCUAAAAGACGUGAUGGAGAUACGGCUUCGAGAUCGAAGCAAUAAGGUGCGAUAUGAAUUCCGAAGGGUGGCCCGUGAGGUCACCCAUGAGAUGUAUGAUGUCCCAGAAGACAAUCAGGUCCUCAUUGCCUACCAACCUGAGCGCCAGACCAGAGGCCCUUCACAGAUAAUGGAGCAGACGCAGCACACGCAGCACAAGUCAAGGUCAGGAGGUGGUCGAACACUGCAAGUAGCAUGUGGUGCCUUGUCUUUCAGCCUGGCUGAUCCAUCCAUGGCUGAAGCAGGUUCCAUGUUUGACAGCAGCUUUUACAACAUGAUCACAUUCCUGUUUGUAAAACCGGAUCAUCAGAGGAAAGGAGUGGGUCGACAGUUGAUCCAGGCGGCCCUUAAACAAAUGGCUGCCCAUGAGCCAAGUCGACCAGUGAGAGUGGAGAGUGCACUAGGUGCAGCUUACUUCUUUGAAAAGCUUGGCUUUGUUCGAGUUAGUUCACCAUAUGAGACUGUGUGUUCAGGUGCCAGGCUGUUUAGGUCAAUAGUUAAUAUGGAGCAUGAAGCUCCUAGAUGUGAUCCUUGAGUUCAGAACAGCAACUGUUCAUGGAUGAAGAGAUUAUGUAAUGUUGCUCAAGACAAUGCAUUGAGGAUGAAGAGGUUGCUGCCAACAUCAUCAUUUAUGGAUGAAGAGGUUAUAUGAUGUAACCGAGGACAGCAUCAUUGAUUGAUGAAGAGAUUAUAUGAUGUGACCGAGGACAGCACCAUAAGUGGAUGAAGUGUUUAUAUGAUGUGACCGACGACAUGUCGUCAUGUAAUCAUGUGGGUUAUAUUGUAGACUGGGACAUCUCUCAUGUCAACAAUAAUGGUACUUCAUCAAGUAUUGGUGAAAGUGUUUAAAUCAAAUUGUCUGGUAUGACAAAUGUGUUUUCAAACUGUUAUGAACAUGAUGACACUGAUGAAAUGAAUAUUUUCAAAUUGCUUUGAAAUACAUGUCUUCAUGUUACUUGUGUUUUAUAAACCAGGUGGAAAUUUG
Messenger RNA from Haliotis rubra (blacklip abalone), 1238 nucleotides. RefSeq lists its product as uncharacterized. The transcript has 2 exons. The record is from RefSeq and is a predicted model, not a curated record. NCBI's taxonomy places the organism in Eukaryota, Metazoa, Mollusca, Gastropoda, Lepetellida, Haliotidae. Gene Ontology annotation, molecular function: acyltransferase activity, transferring groups other than amino-acyl groups. The coding region runs from base 228 to 788 and encodes 186 amino acids.